Mugil cephalus (flathead mullet) is the source of this 2884-nucleotide messenger RNA. Its product is annotated as cytosolic phospholipase A2 epsilon-like. NCBI's taxonomy places the organism in Eukaryota, Metazoa, Chordata, Actinopteri, Mugiliformes, Mugilidae. Gene Ontology annotation, cellular component: cytosol. Gene Ontology annotation, biological process: glycerophospholipid catabolic process. The transcript is spliced from 22 exons. Gene Ontology annotation, molecular function: calcium-dependent phospholipid binding; calcium ion binding. The record is from RefSeq and is a predicted model, not a curated record. The coding region runs from base 106 to 2508 and encodes 800 amino acids.
GAAACUAUAAAUCCUGAGAUGACUUUGCAGGUCUGAAAGACGAAGAAGAAGAAGAAGAAGGAAAGCCCAGGAAGGUUCUAAACGUCAAGCUCGACUUCAAGACUGAUGGACAAAGUCAAGGAGAAGCUUUGGAAGCUGAUCAGUGGAGACAGAGACGCAAAAGAUGACCUGAAAAGCAACACAACAGAGCAGAAGCAACUGGUCUCCUACUGGAUCCUGAAUGUCACCGUAGUGAGGGCAAAACUCUCUAAGAGUUUUGAUUGGGGGAGUGAGUCUGACUGCUACGUCAUUCUUUCCCUUCCGACUGCGGUGGCUCGUACCUGGCGCACAAAAACCAUCGACAACACAAACAACCCAGAGUGGAAUGAAAGUUUUACUCUCAGGAUCCCCAGCCAAUUGACAAAUAUUCUGGAGAUCAGCCUGUAUGAUGACGACUACUAUUUCGAUGAGCUGAUUAAAACAUUUCACUUUAAUAUCAGAAGCCUCCCCUUUGGGAAGAAGGAGACCGUCGUCUUUUCUUUGGACACCGAGGGAAAUGAUCAACUCGAAUUGGAGUUUGAGCUCCUCCAGAGUGAGGAGACGCCUCUUGAAUACGUAACAAAUGGCGUCCUCAUGGCUGGCCCAUUCUCUGCCUUGAACAUCAAAGUGGACAAGCCACCAAGCAGUGACUGGAACAUGCUGAAACUAAGCGGCGCCUUUCCAGAAAACCAGAUAAUCGACUCGGAGGACCAGGAACUGUGUUUCUAUAUCAACAGAGACUUGGCGACUGAAAUCGAGCUGGCACCCUCUGGUGAUGUGGCUCCUGUUGCUUCCACUAAGCUCCUGCCAAAACCGGCCGAGUAUACAGGCAAGGUGUCCCUUGUUGUUGACGAAGACACGGUAGAUUUAGACUUGGAAAGACAUGACAACAUUAAGGAAAUUCACAAUGUUCGCAUUGGUUACGACAUCCCGGUGCAAGAGAAAGAAUACCUGAGGAAGAGAAAGGUCGUAGUGGCGCAGGCUGUGGAGAAGAUAUUAGGCCUCAGGUCUCCAUUACAAUCCAACAAGGUGCCAACUGUAGCAGUGGUGGCUUCAGGUGGAGGAACUAGAGCCAUGACGGGCCUGUUUGGUAGUCUGAGGGGCCUGAAGGAACUCGGCAUCCUGGAUGCUGCCACGUACAUCACUGGAGUGUCUGGAUCCACCUGGACUAUGUCUGCUUUGUAUCAGGAAGCUAACUGGUCACAGCAGGACAUCAACACCUUCAUCUCAGCAGUAAGGGAACAAAUCACCAAGAGCCUGAUGAGCCUCCUCUCUCCUGAGAAACUCCAUUACUACAGCACAGAAUCGGCACAGAAAGGCAUGGAGGGCUACUCUGUGUCCUUCAUCGAUAUGUUUGGACUGUUCUGCGAGCAACUUGUCUUUGGAAAGAAACUGACCAGUACCCUGUCAGACCAGCAGAUGGCAGUGAAUGAAGGUCAAAACCCUUUGCCUAUAUACACUGCUGUCAACAUAAAGGACAUCACCGGCUGUGAAACAGAAGAAGAGUGGUGUGAGUUUACCCCCUACGAGGUUGGUUUCCAGAAAUAUGGGGCUUUUGUCCGAACUGAGGACUUUGGUAGUCAGUUCUUCAUCGGCCGCCAGAUCAAUAAACUCCCAGAACUCCGUCUUCCUUACCUGAUUGGAAUAUGGAGCAGCGCCUGUUCGGCAAGCAUGACCCAGCUGUGGGAGGUUUUUUCAGGACCUGGGAGCUCUGCGUCUGGACAAAAUAUCAAGAAAAUAGAACCUGACCAGCAAUUGCACACAAAGAUCAUCAACCCGGUGGGUAUCCUCAGUGGGUUGUCUGAGUACUUAAAGAGUCGUCCACUCCUUGCUGAGGUGUACAACUUCUUGCAAGGUUUCUUCCUGUGCUGGAACUACCACGAAAGCUGCCACUUCAAGGCUGACAAAAGCUCUCACCCGGAUGCCUUCCCAAACCAGCUGACCCCCAGAGACACCACUCUGCACAUGGUUGACUCUGGCCACUCCAUCAACGUUGGCUGUCCACCGGUGCUCCGUCCAGAGAGAGACGUGGAUGUCAUCAUAUGUCUCAGCUACUCGUGGGAUGAACCACGUGUCCUUAAAGUCAUGGAGGACACAGCUACAUACUGCAAGGAUCACAAAAUCCCCUUUCCUAACGCGGACUAUGAAAGUUUGGAAAAGGAGCCUCGAAAGGAGGUCUACAUUUUGGAGGAUAAGGAAAAUCCCAAGGCCCCCAUAGUGAUUCAUUUCCCACUCGUCAACGUGACAUACAAAGACUACAAAAGUCCUGGUGUGAAACGAGUGACCGAGGAGGAAAUACAAGCUGGGAAGGUAGACGUGUGCAGCAAGAAUUCUCCAUACUGGACCACCAACAUGAAUUACACAGCAAAGGAUUAUGAUGCUCUGGUGGACCUCACUACUUACAACAUCUUGAACAAUAAGGAGAGCAUCCGAGAUGCCCUCCAGAAGGCCCUGCAUAGAAGAGAGUGUAAGGCUAGAGAUUCCUGCUAGUGUGGAUAACAAACCCAUUACAUCCCAACAUACUGUGAAUGAAUGUUUUUAAGCAAACGUAUGUGAUUUAAAUCCAAUGCAAAGAAAUGAUCUGUCCACGGAUCCAAUCCUAAAAUAAUCGCCUUUUGAAUAAGCUUUACUUGUAAAUAAAACUUCCAUGUUAAGGAUUCAAAUACAAAAACCUGAUUUUGUUCAAUGCCAAUAGGAGGGGCUACAUUAAUAAGGUAUAAUAUAACAUAACAGAGAGCUGUCUGCACAUAAAUCACUCGAAUGUUAUGCAAAAGUAUUAUGGUGACGUGUUUUAUCAUGUAGAUUCACAGUGAAAUGUAUUACUAAAAAUAUUAAUAAAGUAUUGCCAAAUGAAAUCCGUGCUACA